AUGGAGCACAUAAAUGUUCAGUAUGCAAAAUACCAGUCCAUGCACUAUCAGUGUUCAGCACAUCUUCCAAAUGAAGAUGAUAUUCGUUUAUGCUAUAGCUGUUUGGAAAUAAACGAAAAGUCCAAAGAAAACAAUGCAACAGAUAACUGGUGUCGACAAUCUAAAAAACAACUGAAGAGUGCAUCUUAUAUCAUUCCUAAUCCCCACUUACGCCACGUUAACAUUGGUAACUCUCGAAACUCACGUAAUUUACCUUUGCUCAAAAAUGGAUCACGUGCUGAUGAAUUUAAGGCAUGUGCACUUAAAAGUCAAAAUACAAACGUAAUUUUGAGUAACACGUGUGCCUUUGACUCAAUUGCAUCAAUGAUUAUGGUUUCAUUCUGUGACAGUCAAAAUUAUUCAAGUGGUCUUUUGAAAAAUAAAACGAAAUUUGUUAAGUUCAUUUCUGAAUUGGUGAAAAAUGGCAUAACUCCACAUACAUAUUCUGAACGAGCAGAAUUAAUAAUCAUAUCGCUUAAUCCGAACAGAGAAACAAUGGAAUAUAAUACGAAAUUAGUAAUCUGUGAUACUACACCAAAACCCGUAUUUAAAUAUAUGUUAAGUGAAUUCUCUUCCUUGAAAGAAACAAGCAAAUGCUCAAAUGAAAAAUGUGAGAAAUAUCAAGAGAAGUGUCAAGAUCGUUGUUUUGUUACAUUUACUACUACAAGUGGACAAGUUGAUGAUCUUCAAGAACUUGUAAGUAAUGGAAUGAAGACUGAAGAGUUUAUGUAA
Macrosiphum euphorbiae (potato aphid) is the source of this 771-nucleotide messenger RNA. The record is from the annotation of a GenBank genome assembly. NCBI's taxonomy places the organism in Eukaryota, Metazoa, Arthropoda, Insecta, Hemiptera, Aphididae.